This is a messenger RNA of Medioppia subpectinata, 6414 nucleotides long. The record is from the annotation of a GenBank genome assembly. NCBI's taxonomy places the organism in Eukaryota, Metazoa, Arthropoda, Arachnida, Sarcoptiformes, Oppiidae.
AUGGCUAAGGCUUUGAUGCCAAUCAAGAUAUUCGCCGAUAAGAUCGAUGAAUGCCAUGAAGUACUCAAACCCCACGACAUAGACUUAAAACAGCUCUUAUUAUCUGAUGACAAGAAUUCAAUGUCUAAUAUGACAAAUAAAUUCUGUGCCACAACUGCUAUAGAAAUAGCAUUAUGUGAUGUUAUCCUCGCUCUCGGUAUUACUCCCGACGGUAUUAUUGGUCACUCUUUCGGCGAAAUAGCGGCCGCUUAUGCCGACGGAUGUCUUGACACACGGGAAGCGAUGUUAGUUACCUAUUAUAGAGGACUUGUGACCGAAAGUGACAAAAAGAUACCGAAAGGACUGAUGGCUGUCGCGGGUCUGUCUUGGAAUGAGGCCAAGAAGUUGUGUCCAAAAGGAGUGAGUCCUGUCUGUAAUAACGGAAAGGACACAGUCGUCGUCUCAGGUUUAUACAAUGAAGUGAAACAAAUGAUCGAAGACUUGACCCAAAAGGGAAUAUUUGUUCGCGAACUCCAAAGCAAUGAUAUCCCAUAUCAUAGCGAAUAUCUCAUUACAUCCGCGAAGAAACUCACGGAAGAACUCAAGAAAGUGGUUCUCAAUCCUAAACCCCGGUCUAAGAAAUGGAUCUCAACAGCGAUUAUUGAAUCCGAUCCGGACGAUGAACUGAAGACCGCAUCGGCCGAGUAUUUCGUCCAUAAUCUCGUAUCUCCCGUUCAUUUCUAUAACAAAUUCAAACACUUGCCAUCGGAUGCUCUCAUCCUUGAGAUCGGACCGCACGGGCUGUUCGGCAAAGUAGUGAAGGAAACACUAGAAUCGGGUUCUUAUGUGUCGCUCAUUAAGAAAGACUCAAACGAUACAAAUCUUGAGAUGUUUUUACAAUCGAUUGCAAAGUUGUAUGAAUUAGGACUCAAUCCUCUAAUUGAGAACCUAUACCCUCGGGUCGAAUGGCCGGUCGCCAGAAGUACUCAAUCCAUUAGUUCCCUAUUGAAAUGGGAUCACGACAUUAAUUAUGGUGUUCGCAAAUACCCUGAUUAUUACUUUAGACCAAAUUCUGCUGAUUUGAAUGAAGUCUAUAAUCCGACCCAAAAUAUUAAGGCCUUUAUGCCCGAGCAUUGCAUUGACGGCAAUGUCUUAUAUCCGGCCACCGUCUAUAAUCCGACCCAAAAUAUUAAGGCCUUUAUGCCCGAGCAUUGCAUUGACGGCAAUGUCUUAUAUCCGGCCACCGGUUAUCUGAUGCUCGCUUGGAGACGAAUGGCUGCACAACACGGAAGGCUAUGGAACCAAUUGCCGGCCAUCUUCGAGGACGUCCAGUUCCGGAGACCCAUAUUCUUGUCCGAAACAGAUAUGACCAGAAUUAAAGUGAAAUAUCACGAGACAACUGGUGAUUUCACAAUCUUAGAGGCCGGUAACGUUACGUGUGUUGGAAGAGUCCGCACCAGUGAUGAGUACGCUCUCAGUCUUCAACACCUCAUCGAAGACGCGAAUACAACACUCGCUAAAGACUUCGAAGUGAAUCUGACCACAAAUGAUCUCUACAAAGACCUCAAAGUCUUGGGCUAUGAUUACGGACCGAAGUUUAGACGCAUUCGUUCGGUGAAGACAAACAACUUUGAGACAAUUCAGGGAGAGAUCAGUUGGGAUGGAAAUUGGAUCACUUUUAUGGACUCAUUGUUGCAGACAAUGGCCGCUGCGAUGCCCUUCAGGAAAAUGAUGGUUCCGGUGAUGAUUAAGAGUCUUCGCUGCGACCCAAAGGUUAUGUACGAAGGAAUCACCGCUAAUAAAGUGGCGGAAUCUAAAGAACACGAAGAAAAGGUGUCCGAAGAUAAGAUCGACGCCUAUUUGGAUACCGAAGGCAAGACGGAUGAGGCGGAAGUCGAGGGCAUUCUGUCCACCAAUUCUGUCGAAUAUAUCGAAGAGCUGUUCGGCAAAGAGUUCCACGUCUAUGACUCUCUACUGCCAUUCCAUGUGGACAUGAAUUCACGAAUGAUUGUCACACAUGGUAUUGAGAUCGAGGAUCUGAUGGCACUUCCCAUUCCUCGCAAGACUAAUGUCCAGGACUUGAAACUAGAAUCGUAUCAAUUCGUGGCCAACGAAGAGACCAUCGCUAUCGACGAAUUGGAGAAGAAAUCAGUGAAAGAAUAUAUUAAGGUUUGUUCAUCUCUUGCCGAUAAAAUCAAACAAUUGAUUGAAACAAAAGACAGUAAAGUGAACGCAAAUAUUACCGACGAUUUGGUUAACAAAUACUUAAAUGAUAUGAAAGAAAAUCAAAUUUUGCUCAAAAUCCUGAACGAAGUCUAUAAGGGAUGUAUUGAUGAGAACCAGAAUAUCGACACAAACAGACUUCUGGUCGACAUUCAGGCGAAACCCGAAUACGACUUAUCGCGAGAUCUUAUAAAUCAAGUCUCAAAGAACGAGCAUUUGAUUCGCUCUCUCGUCGAUAUCGUCAACGAAUCACAUGUGCCUAAAAAGGAGCUCAAAGUAUUGGAAAUCAAUUUGACAAAUGGAUUGAUGGCUAGAGAAGUGGACUCACAGUUGGCCGCAUCUCAUAUCUAUCCGAUUGACGUGAGCUAUACUAUUGCUGUCAAAUCAAAGGACACUCUCAGCGAUGACUAUAAGGAUUUCAAGACAAUUGAGUGGAAUCCGAGCGAUAGUACAUUCCCGCAAGAAGUGACCAUGGCCAAUCUCAUUAUUAUUAGGGAUUCACAUGACUUGUGGCAAUUGGACACCGAUAGCCAAAUGCAAGAUAUCUAUGAUGUGGUCACCGAUAAGGGAUAUCUGAUGACAGUCUUUAGAUACCAAAUGACAGAACCAGAGCUCGCGUUGAAUCAAAUGAAUGGCAAGAAAGCGCUUCAGAACUCAGACUUAGAGAAACGUAUCGUUGAUUUUGUAAAAUCGGCACAAAGUGUAGGAUUUAAUAUUAUUGGUCGCAAAUUAGACUCAAUCGGAUCCAUGGCUUUGUUGUUUAAGAAGAACUUUUCUGAGCCUAAAGUACCGAAAAAAGAGAAUAUAAUACAAAUCUCUAGUAAUCCCGAGAAAUGGUUUGAGAUCUUAAAAGAGAAAAUUGUUGAACAGAAGGAAAAGGACUCAUCGGAUGAGACUCUUUGGCUCAUUGCGAACGACUCCUCCAAGAAUGGUAUCAUUGGUCUCAUUAAUUGUCUGCGUUUAGAGCCGGGAGGAGAGUGUCUGCGAUGUGUCUUCGAUUACGAUAACCUCAUCAAAGGUUCCGUGAAGUUCACUGAAAAGCCGUAUUCAGACAUUUUGUCCAACGAUUUGCCUAUAAAUGUGCUGAAGAACGGAAAAGUCGGUACUUAUAGACACUUCACUCUCAACAAAGAAUACGACAAAAUAGAGUCAAACGACUACUUCCUUAAUGUCGGCCAUAACAGAGACUUAGCAUCUCUUCAAUGGUAUGACUCGAAGGGUUUGGCCACAAAUAAAGACGAUUACGAUUUCAUGAAUACCAAAACCAACAAAAUUGCGUGCAAUAUAUAUAGCGCUGGAAUGAACUUCAGAGAUGUUAUGUUUGCCACAGGUCGUAUUGUUUCGGGACCACAAAUGCUGUUCACUGAUUGCUGUAUUGGUUUUGAGUUCGCCGGCCGUCGGGCCGACACUGGAGAACGAGUUUGCGGUUUCGAUAUGAGUCGAUGUUAUGCCACUUCUAUUGACGCCAACGAAGACUUUAUCUCUAAAGUGCCCGACAACUGGUCGAUGGACGACGCGGUGUCCAUAUUGUGUACUUACAGUACUGUAUGGUAUGGUCUCAUAGAGAGGGCACACAUGCAAAAAGGCGAAUCAAUUUUGAUUCAUUCUGCGGCCGGAGGUGUGGGUCAGGCGGCGAUCAGUGUUUGUCAACACUAUGGCUGCGAUAUAUACGUUACGGUCGGAACCGAAGAUAAGAAAAAGUUUUUGAUGAAUACCUAUAAUAUUCCGGAGAACAGAAUAUUUAGUUCGAGAAACACUCAGUUUAAGUACAAAAUCAAAGAGAUUACGAAAGGAAAGGGAGUCGAUAUGGUUCUCAACUCUCUCACCGGCGAUAAACUCGACGCCAGUUAUGAAUGCGUUGCCGAUUGCGGCCGCUUUGUGGAGAUCGGCAAAUAUGACCUCCAAAUGAACAAACAGUUGGGAAUGUUUGCCUUCUUGAGAGACAUCUCUUUCAUCGGUGUUUCAGUCGAUCAGAAACUAUAUAUGAAGAGAGGAUUCACUAAACGCUUCUUUGAUUGGAUGCACGAGAACUCAAGCAAUGGAAUGAUUAAACCAAUCAAUGCUAAUGUCUUCAAAGCGGAAGAGGCGGAGAAGGCGUUCAGAUUCAUGACAACCGGUAAACACAUCGGAAAAAUUGUUAUUCAUCUUCGAGAGGAAGAAAACAAUAAACACGCGAAGAGUGGAUUCAAUCCGACUAAAAAACUGAUGGUCACUCGAAAGACAUAUUUCAAUCCAAACAAGACUUAUAUCAUAACCGGAGGUUUGGGUGGAUUUGGUCUGGAGUUCAUUCAUUGGAUGAUGUUUAUGGGCGCACGAAGAUUUGUCUUAACCUCAAGACAUGGCGUCAGAACUAAUUACCAGAAGUUUAUUUUGGAUCGUUUGGAGUCAUUGGGAGUAAAACUAAAACAGUAUGAGACAAAAGUUGUCGUUUCGACUCACGAUUGCAAUACAACUGAAGGAACGAAACAACUCUUAGCCGACGCCCAGAAAUUGGGUCCAAUCGGAGGGGUCUUUCAUUUGGCUCUUGUUCUCAAUGACUGUCUUAUUGAAAAUCAAACGAUCGAUAAAUUCCAGGAAACCAUUGAUUCAAAGACUAAAGCGUUUGAAAAUUUGGAUAAAAUAAGUCGUGAAUUGAGUAUAGAUUUGGACUAUUUUGUUGUCUUCUCUUCUGUCGCUUGUGGUAAAGGAAACGCCGGGCAAUCAAACUAUGGUUUUGCGAACUCUGUUUGUGAACACAUCUGCGAAUUGAGGCGAAGAGAUGGAUUGCAUGGUUUGGCCAUUCAAUGGGGACCUAUCGGUGACGUCGGAGUACUGGCUGAAUCUGAAAUCAACACCUCUUUGGCAGCAGUUGUUAAGCAAAGAGUUAACUCAUGUCUAGAAGUGAUGGAUAAAUUGCUUCAAUCCGAUAAUUCGAUUGUUUCGUGUUUGGUGAGAGCCAAGAGAUCAGUGAUGACCGGAACUCGAGAAUCAAAACUUGUGAAUCAAGUCUGGAUUGCGCUGGGAAUUGAUCCCAAGACUACUCCCAAUCACUUAACUCUGGGAGAGAUCGGUAUUGAAUCCAUGUUUGCGGUUGAGUUACAGCAGGGAUUGGAGAGGGAGUACGACAUUAAGGUGUCUCUGAAUGACAUCAAGAAUAUCACAAUAGGAAUGAUGAAAGACUUUGAGGCCGGAAAAGUGGACGAAAUGAAGAAAUUUGCGGAUGAGAUCAAGUUGUGUCGCACGAAGUUAUGUAAAGUGAAGUUUGUUAUUCCCAACGAAGCCUAUACUCGACUUAAUAACGUGACGACAGGAAAACCCCUGUAUUUCUUGCCACCACUUGAGGGCAUAUUUGCCUCAUUGGAAGGGUUGGCCGCAAAGGUUGACCGACCGGUCAUUGGUCUCAAUUGGGUUAAGGAUAUGGAGAAAUUGGGUUCACUGAAAGACAUCAGUCGAUACUACACGCAACUGAUGAAGGUGUUGGAGCCAAAGGGCGAUUACGACAUUUUGGGCCACUUUUACGGCGCUCUCAUAGCGAUGAAGAUGUUGAAGAAGGCGCCGGUGGGCAGAGCCGUCAUCAUUGAUAUGUUAUCGGAGGUGACCAUCGAAGAGGAGAUGAUUACCGACGACUACAUAAUUGAGAUCAUUAUAGCGCUCAUCACCAAAGACUUACCGGCGGUAAUGCGGGCGAAGAUCAGGCGAGACAUCUCCACCAAACCCGACGUGGAGUCAAAACUGGACAAAAUGACUACAGAAUUGAAGGAAUUCUGCGGUAAAAGUCUUGUGAGCAAAGACUUGGAUGAGAUUCUCAUGAAUUCGUUCAGAAGAGCCAAACUCUUCACUACAUAUCGACUGAAUAUGAAAACCAAAUACAAGAAAAUGAAAUACAAUAUCGCAGAGAAGUACAUGAAAAUGAACGCUAAGAUACUGAUCAUCAAACCAUUUGUUAUGACCGAAGAUUUCAUCACCGAAGAGAUGAGCGAUAAGAUAAAGACCGCGUAUUUCCUUCCCGAACAGGGUUUGGAGGGAAAGCUUAAUUUCGAGACCAUUGAGUCCAACGACGAUGAAUUGGAGGCCACGAAGACUAUUGAGAAGUUCGCCGAUUCUAUAAACGCUUAUUUGUCCAAAAAGUAGUGUUGCCAUCAUUUGCUAGAAUUGCAUACAUUUAGCAUCAUAUUUAUGCUACUUAUAUACUUGUAUCACAUUUUAUAAUCAAUUAUAUAUUUUUGCAUUUAA